AUGGACCGACCGAAUUUUAACACUCGACGAUCCGUAGAUAGUGCACGCUCGGCUACCGCUACCAAUCCUGCUUCCCCUGCCACUGCCGCCGCGCCUGCUUCUCCCCUCAACCCUCACUCUUCCCAAACUUCGUCAUCCUCUUCCCAUUCGACCGUAAAUUCCUCUGCUCCUACCGACGUUCCUCUGCGAUCGAGGCCCGGACGCUCCGUCUCGCAUUCCCUCAAUCUAUCCUCUUCUGCCAGCAGGAAGAGCCGACAUGCCGAGCCUGGAACCACCGACGCCCACUCUGCCUCUGCUAGCCUUUCCAUGCCCCCGCCCUCUUCGAUUCCUCUAAAGAGCCCGAGAACUUCUCUCUGCCGCACCCGCCGAGAAUCCAAUAAUUCGCUCGAAGCCUGGAGCGAUUCCGCCUUGCAGUUUGCCGACGUCGACGAGGUCGACAAUACCCCACGCCUCAUGUCUGGGUCUAGCCAGCAAGAUUCCACCACCGCCCCAUAUCGCCCCCUCCCCGAACCCGCCCUCACCUCCCGAUCAUCUUUUUCUUCCGAGUCCGACCUCAAGGACAAGCGCACAUCCGUCUCCAGCAUCUUUUCUGUCUACUCCCUGGCCUCGGCUCGCGGCGCCGCCCCAACUUCCGUCCCCGCCACCCAAUCCUCUGCUGCUUCGACAAACGGCUCCGACGGUGGCCCUUCGCGCUCCGUUUCCGGCAUCAUGUCGUCAGGAAAACCAGUCACGAAUGCCUCGCAACCCGGCGCCGAGCUCUCCAACGUUACUGUAACUACCUCUUCGAAUGGUCAAAAUACCAAUGCCGCCCCGGGUGGUCAUCACCUGGCGCCGCGCGAGACCAAUACCCAUACGCACCACGAAGUAAUCAAACGGCCUCCUCGUCCCGCCCAGCCAACGCGAUCCCGCAGCCGCAACAAGCGCAGGUUCAGCGGAAGCACUGGUGCAAGCAGCCAUAGCCCCAGCAGCGAUCGAGGACCCUACCACAACAAGGAGAAAGAAGAGGUCAAGCCAGCGCCUUGGGGUGUUAUUGGAGUUUGCGCUUUGGAUGUCAAGGCCCGCAGCAAGCCUAGCAGGAACAUUCUGAACCGACUCAUUGCUAAUCGCGAGUUCGAUGUCGUUGUGUUUGGUGACAAGGUCAUUUUGGACGAAGAGGUCGAGAAUUGGCCCAUGUGUGAUUAUCUCAUCUCAUUCUAUUCGGAUGGCUUCCCCCUGGAUAAGGCAAUUGCCUACGUCAAGGCUAGAAAACCGUUCUGCGUCAACGAUGUGCCGAUGCAGAAGAUUCUUUGGGAUCGUCGUCUAUGCCUCAACAUCUUAGACGGAAUUGGUGUGGCUACGCCGAAACGCAUCGAGGUGAACCGUGAUGGCGGACCUAAGCUUUUGACCGCAGACACUGCAAAGCAUAUCAAGGAGAUUACUGGUAUAACCUUGGACGCCGAGGAUCUGGGCUACAAUAGGCUUCCCCGCAAGGUCGAGCUUCUCGACGACGGCGACAUUCUCAGCGUCGACGGCGCUCUGCUCAAGAAACCCUUUGUCGAGAAGCCUGUCAGCGGUGAAGAUCACAACAUCAUCAUCUACUUCCCCAAGUCCACCGGUGGUGGUGCUCGCCGGCUGUUUCGCAAAAUUGGCAACAAGAGCUCCGAGUAUGAUCCCGACUUGAACAUUCCUCGCGCUAUUCUGGAGCCAGAGAAUAGUUACAUUUACGAAAAGUUCAUGAGAGUUGACAAUGCUGAGGAUGUCAAAGCCUACACUGUGGGACCCAACUACUGCCACGCAGAGACUCGGAAAUCUCCAGUUGUCGACGGUGUCGUCAGACGAAACACGCACGGCAAGGAGCUGCGCUAUGUCACGGCAUUGGAGCCUGAAGAGAAGGAAAUUGCGAGCAAGAUUUCAACCUCUUUCGGCCAAAGAGUUUGCGGCUUCGACUUCCUGCGGGCCGGCGGCAAGAGCUAUGUCAUCGACGUUAAUGGUUGGAGCUUCGUCAAGGAUAACGACGAUUACUAUGACCACUGCGCCAACAUUCUCAAGGAUGUCUUUGUCAAGGAGAGGCUUCGCAGAGGCGGCGUCACCUCUCCCGUACCAUCACCUUCUCCCUCGGAUAUGACUGAUCCAUUGGCAUCGCGCGGAAAGGAGAAGGAGGCUUCGCAACCUAUCCCUGUGCCACCGGCGCAGAACAAGUCCGUGACCAACGUGUCGGCCGUUUCUGAGAAGCUACCCCAGGAGCCGAAGCCCAUACCAGCGAGUGCACCGCCUCAAAAGUCGGAGAGUGCACUCCCCUCUGCUGUCACCAGUUCGUGUACCAGCCCUACUCUUCCUCCUCCACCUCCGCUGGUAGAUCCUGCAGUGGCGAGCGUCCCUUCCACCGUGGGAACGGGGUCAGCGACUCCAUCCGCCGCGCCUUCGCUGCAAGGGGAGGGCACUGCGCCUCCUGCAGAGGAGGCUCCAGUGCCGCCGCCGCCACCGAAGCACUCUUGGAAACUCAAGGGCAUCGUGUCCGUCAUUCGACAUGCUGAUCGAACUCCGAAGCAAAAGUACAAGUUCACUUUCCAUACGGCGCCCUUUAUUGAAUUACUCAAGGGUCAUCAGGAAGAGGUGCUCCUCAUAGGAGAGGCCGCUCUGGCCAGCGUACUGCAGGCCGUAGAUGUCGCGUUGAGAGCUGGCGUAGAAGACCGCGCCAAGUUGAAAUCGCUGCGUAAUGUCCUCGUGAAGAAGGGGGGAUGGGCUGGCACCAAGGUCCAAAUUAAGCCAAUGUUCCGAAAGAAGAAGACGGAAGAGGUCGCAGUUUCGUCAGGCGACGAGCUUUCACAAGUCUUGAAAGAAGGCGUCGAAACGGACUUCGCAGAGAAGACUGAUGAUGGUGCCGCAAAGACGGAAAACUCUUCACCGUCCAGGAUGCCACCCAAGAGGCACGACUCACUUUCUGGUAUGACCAUGUCCCGCAUCACAGCAGCGGAGGAAAGCUUGGUCCUAGAGAAGCUUCAGCUCAUUGUGAAAUGGGGCGGUGAGCCAACACAUUCGGCACGCUAUCAGGCCCAGGAACUGGGUGAGAACAUGAGAAACGAUUUCAAUCUGCUUAACCGAGAUGUCCUUGACGAGGUUCACGUUUUCAGCAGUUCUGAACGUCGCGUUACUACCAGUGCGCAAAUUUGGGCUUCUGCUUUCCUGGAUCGCAAAGAUCUCCCUGAGGACUUCAUCACUAUCCGCAAGGAUUUGCUCGACGACUCCAACGCUGCCAAGGACGAGAUGGACAAGGUGAAGAAGAAGUUGAAGGGUCUUCUUCGCAAGGGUAACGAGCGACCUUCCCAAUUCGCUUGGCCGGAGAAAAUGCCCGAGCCUUCAGAGGUUCAGACGCGCGUUGUUCAACUCAUGAACUUCCAUCGUCGCGUAAUGCACUACAACUACAGCAAGCUGCACAACGGUAGUGCCGUUGCUUCUUUGAAUAAUGCCAUUGCCAACCCGGGUUCCGAGAAACCCACAAGUGCCGAGGCAUCAGGCUCGACAAGCUCCAUGUCCUCCUCACUGUCUCAGGCGAAUGCGGUGAGCAACAUUCAACCCAGAUGGUGUUGUGGCGAGGAUGCCGAGCUCUUCAGGGAACGCUGGGAAAAGCUUUUCGCGGAGUUUUGUGACGGAGAAAAGGUCGAUCCAAGCAAGAUCUCCGAGCUUUACGACACGAUGAAGUUCGAUGCUCUGCAUAACCGGCAGUUCUUGGAAUGGGUAUUCACACCGCCCAAAGCCAUGCUGGAGGAGGAGUACGGUAUCAAGGACAAGGAAAAGGACAAGGACAGCAAGGACGGUAGCAAAGAGGCGAAGACUGCCGAGAAAACAUCCGAUGAGGGGAAGUCGUCGCAGGACUCCCGCGAGGAACGACGGGAUUUCUCGGGAUCUAGCGAUAAGGCAGACAAGAGCGAAGCCAGCAAGAGCUCAACAUCUGUCAGACGCAUCUUCCGACGGCGGUCGUUCCUCAACGGUCUCCGACACGUCGAGGCAGCCCCGCCUGAACAGUACUUUCACCUCUACAAGAGCAACACUCAGACCAAGGCAAAGACCGAUGCCAGGUUUGAGCCGUUGCGGGAACUGUACCAGCUUGCCAAGGUUCUAUUCGACUUCAUCUGCCCUCAAGAGUACGGUAUCUCUGAUGGGGAGAAGCUGGAGAUUGGUCUUCUGACAUCGUUGCCGCUGCUCAAGGAGAUUGUCCAGGAUCUUGAGGAGAUGCAAGCAUCGAACGAUGCCAAAUCCUUCUUUUACUUUACCAAAGAGUCUCACAUUUACACCCUGCUCAACUGCAUCCUUGAAGGAGGGAUCGAGACGAAGAUCAAGAGAAGCACUAUUCCCGAGCUUGACUAUCUUUCGCAGAUCUGCUUCGAGCUGUAUGAAUCGGAGACCAAGGCCCCUGCCGCCACACCCGACAGGGGCGAGGAGCAGACAUUUGCCUACAGCAUCAGAAUCACCAUUAGCCCCGGAUGCCACGUCUUCGACCCGCUAGAUGUCCAAUUGGACAGCAAGCAUUGCAUCAGCUGCGCUCCGCGACGCAGUCUGACCCCUCACGGCGAUUGGAUGCAAGUGAUCCGCACUCUGAGGGCUAAGUUCAACCAAGUCAAACUUCCCAAGACGUUCCUCGCUGUGAACUUGUCAGAUCUCUUUUCUAUCGAGGACCAUGAACGACGGGAUAGUGACAGCGAGGGGCUCGAAAUGAAGGGAUUGCAUCCUAAGCCCAAGGUAUCAGAGCAGCAAACCACUGCCCACUCAGAAACCGAGAGCGGAACAGGAAAGGAGGAGCUUGUCUCAGCGGGCCAGGCUCUUGCUUCAGCCUCGUCGGUUGUCAUGGAUGAUGAGGAGCCCGUUAGCCCGAGAACCAAGCCUGACGCUUCAACCGAGACAAUCUCCCAGGUGGCAGCAGACUCUGCCGAGUGA
Messenger RNA from Colletotrichum abscissum, 4911 nucleotides. Its product is annotated as histidine acid phosphatase. Gene Ontology annotation, biological process: inositol metabolic process; inositol phosphate biosynthetic process. The record is from RefSeq and is a predicted model, not a curated record. Bases 1 to 4911 code for a protein of 1636 amino acids. Gene Ontology annotation, molecular function: inositol hexakisphosphate kinase activity; 5-diphosphoinositol pentakisphosphate 1-kinase activity; diphosphoinositol pentakisphosphate kinase activity. NCBI's taxonomy places the organism in Eukaryota, Fungi, Ascomycota, Sordariomycetes, Glomerellales, Glomerellaceae. Gene Ontology annotation, cellular component: cytosol. The transcript has 5 exons.